Messenger RNA from Aureobasidium pullulans EXF-150, 4260 nucleotides. RefSeq lists its product as uncharacterized. Gene Ontology annotation, cellular component: nucleus. The record is from RefSeq and is a predicted model, not a curated record. NCBI's taxonomy places the organism in Eukaryota, Fungi, Ascomycota, Dothideomycetes, Dothideales, Saccotheciaceae. The transcript has a single exon. Gene Ontology annotation, molecular function: ATP-dependent chromatin remodeler activity; ATP binding; DNA binding. Bases 438 to 4055 code for a protein of 1205 amino acids.
GGGGACGGCUGGAGUGAUUACGGAUGGCUGCUGCUGAACCUCAUCUUGGUCCAGGUGGGUCUUCUCCUGGGAGUUGAUUCUUCUGUUGGUGGCCAUUGUGUAAUCGGGUUUGCUACUCGUACUGGCAAAGAAGUGAUUGCCCAGUGGUUGAGAUGGUGAAGAAAGGUGCUGAGGCGCGUGCGCGUCACGACUCCGCAUUCAUUCUCAAAGUGAAGUGCAGCAAUUGACAGUUGAAGCGUCUCCCUUGCCACUUUUUUGUUGAUUGUGCUUCCCAUGUUCAACUAAGUCCCUUAGCUCCGUCACCACCUCUUACCUCGCACGACUCUCGGUCUUGCAAAGCGUGUUUGAAGUUUAGCGAUUGGCCUUGUGACAUUGUCGACAUAGCGAAAGACGGAAACUUUUUUCACCUUCUCGGAGGCUCCGCACAGGCAGGCACAAUGGACAGCGACCCGAUCCUGAGCAGCCCUGUCAAGAGACAGAAGACUGCUGGGGGCUACCGCCCUGCUGGACGGCGACCUCAGACACAGACUCAGACUCAGAGCCAGCCAACACAUGCAUCUGCCACGGUGCCGACCCAGAUUCUUUCACGACCCCCGCCCAAGGCCAAUCUGACCUUUGCUAACCUCAUGGCCGAUCUGACUGCCGAAUCGCAACCCUACCUUACCCAACCCACUCAGCCGCUGCCUGCUGCCCAGAAGCGCUCUCACUCGUCUACUCCUACCGUCCAAGUUGCUCGCAGCUCGCCCGCUCCCGUACCCGAAUCUCCUCUCCAACACCCCCACUCUCGACCCUCAAGUACCCUGGGUGCCCGUUUCGCUCCCCCGGGAACUGCUUUUAGACGUCCCCCAGGAACUCUCCAAUCCAGCCGUCCUGUGCCGCUCAUUAACAUCGACGACGAUGAUGACUUUGUGGAUCCUCCCAUCGACCGCAGUUCCGACACCGAGGGACCUGCCACCCAACCUGCCAUCAUUCCUACCGCCUUCACCAAAGGCGGCAGAAAUCUCGACUCUUCUCCCAACCGCGUCCACGACAGCCCAAAGUCCUCGGCCGAAAAGUUCAAGACUUUUACAUCCUCCUUCGCCUACAAUGGUGCCAUGGAAAGUGCCUAUGGAGGAGUGUCACGGAACAAACCCCACCAACGCCAACCUGCCCCAUCGCGCGCCCAGCCUGUACAAGACAUGUCUAUCGCCGAUAUCUUCGAUGUUGGCAUGCAGAAGAAGGUGGAACGCAUGAUGACCGUCUUGCCCGGCCGCCCUAUUCGUACGCUCAACAACGCCCUAGAAAAGAGCCGCGGCAACUUUGACGAUGCUGUCGACCUGAUAUUCCGCGAAGAGGACAACGACAACAACAUGGACGUUGUUGACCUUACCAGCUCGGACAUUGAAAGCAACGCUGCGAAACCCAGCGCUCAACCCAGGCCAGCCGCCAAACAACAGGUCAAAGCUCCCACUCGAACCAUCGCCGACAAGUAUUCGAUCAACAAGUCCAAACCAGCCACUACUUCCUCGGAUGCUGGAAAGCCAAAAAGACGAUUGGUGCAGGGUCGCAAGAACCCCGCCUCACCUACUGGGUCUCCUUCUCCAACCAAGCCAGUCGAGGCCCCACCAAAGAAGCGUGCUGUCACAGUCAUUGAUUCGGAUGAUUCUGAUGCCGAGUCUGCCAAGGAGUCCUCAGAAGAAGACACAAGUGAUUUCGAUGGUCGUCUGCUCAAGUUCUUCAACACUUGCAGUGCCCAGGAUCUGGCCGAUAUGUCUAACGAGAAGCUGGAAAUUGCUCAGUUCAUAUUGUCCAAGAAACCUUUCCGCAGUCUGAACGCUAUUCGAAACAUUUCCGACGCCGCACCCUUGAAGUCAGGCAAGAAGUCGGCCAAGAAGGCCAUCGGCGACAAGGUCUUGGACGUGUGUGAAGAGAUGUACAGAGGUUACGAAGCUGUUGAUGAGUUGGUUGAGAAAUGCGAUAACCUUGGAAAACCUAUUGCCGACACGAUGAAGCAAUGGGGUAUCGAUUUUGCUGCCGCCACAAAAGACGGUGAACUGGCUCUGACCUCGCUUGAAGACGCACAUCAUGACUCGGGCAUCGGCACUCCUGCUAGCUCUACAGGUGUCUUCGAUGACGACGACGACGAUAUAGUCAAGCCAAAGUCAUCCAGACCCACCAAGAUCAAGAAGAAUAUCUUUCUCAAGCAGCCCUCCAACAUGAGUACCGACCUUAUUAUGAAAGAUUAUCAGCUUUUCGGUCUGAAUUGGCUCAAUCUGCUUUGGUCUAAGAAGCUGAGCUGUAUCCUCGCCGAUGACAUGGGCCUGGGAAAGACUUGCCAAGUCAUCGCAUUCCUUGCCCACCUCAAACAGACGGAGGUGCAGGGUGUACAUCUUGUCGUUGUUCCUGGCUCGACCUUGGAGAACUGGAUCCGAGAGUUGAACAGAUUCUGUCCAGCUCUCGAGGUUGCUCCCUACUAUGGCUCACAGGCUGAAAGAGAGAAUCAACGAUACGACUACGGGUCCCGCUUGGAUGAGAUUGACGUUAUCGUUACCACAUACGAGACCGCUGUCGGCAAGUAUGAUACUGAUUUCCUGCGAAAGGUCGUGCGCCCUGUGGUCUGCGUCUUCGACGAAGGCCAUGCUCUGAAGAACAGUCAAUCAAAGAGACAUCAACAGCUCAUGCGCAUUCCUGCCGAAUUUCGCCUGCUCCUCACUGGUACACCACUACAGAACAACCUGCAAGAGCUCGCUUCGCUGCUUUCUUUUAUCCUCCCCAGCCUUUUCAAUUCUAGAAGAGAGGAUCUCGACAGCAUCUUCAAGUACAAAGCUACCACCAAGGAUGCUGAUCACGCUGCUUUGCUAUCUGCACAACGCAUUGCAAGAGCCCGAUCAAUGAUGACACCGUUCAUCCUUCGUCGUAAGAAGCAGCAAGUCUUGAAGCAUAUGCCCGCAAAACACCGCCGUGUCGAGUACUGUGACAUGCUGCCGGAGCAGCGUGAAGUAUAUAACGAGAUGGUUAAGCAAGCCGUCGACGCCCGCACGCAACCAAAGAAGGGGGCCACCAAAGCUGCCAAGACAGCUCAGGAGAUGACGGCGCUCCGAUUUGCAGCUCUUCAUCCUCUGCUCUUGAGACGCAAGUAUGGCGAAAAGGAGCUCGAGAAGUUGGCCAAGGCUCUACAACGAUCCGAAGAGUACGGCGACAACAAGCCGGAUUUGAUCUGGAGAAUGCUCACGGAGCAGACCAAGGGUGGUGACUUUGGCAUGCAUCGAUUCUGUCUUGAGUAUGAUUUCCUCAACAAGUAUAUCUUGCGCAACAACGAGUGGAUGAACAGUGGCAAGAUCAACAAACUCAAAGAGUUGCUUGAGGCUUACAUCAAGAAUGGUGACCGUGUCUUGAUUUUCUCACAAUUCACAACAAUGAUGGACAUCCUGGAAGCAGUUCUCGAGACAUUAUCCAUCAAGUUCAUGCGCCUUGAUGGCAGUACUCCUAUGGCCACUCGUCAGGACAUUAUUGAUCAAUUCACCACAGAUCUUUCGAUUCCUGUCUUCAUGCUUAGUACCAAGGCUGGUGGUGCAGGUAUCAACUUGGCUUGUGCGAACAAAGUCAUCAUCCUCGACUCUGGAUUCAACCCUCAAGACGACAUUCAAGCCGAGAACCGCGCCCAUCGCGUCGGACAGACCCGGGAUGUUGAGGUUGUUCGUCUUGUUACUCGCGGCACCAUUGAAGAGCAGAUUCAUGCUCUCGGCGAGUCAAAACUUGCACUCGACGACCGCGUGGCCGGUGCAGAAGACGCUGCUGCAGAGAAGAAGCUCGAAGCCGAUGCAGCCCUGGCUGUGGAAGACAUGUUCUUCAAGCAUUUGGAAGAAGAGAAGAAGGACGAACACCCAAAGAUGGACGACAAAGACGCCAUCGACGCAAUGGACAGUACAAGUGACAACACUGCUGCUGCAAAUAACAAGGACCUCCGCGAUGAGUUCAGAGACGGACUCAAGGUUGCAGGACUAGACGUGAAGGAAGAAGAGGAUGUGAAGAAGGAGUUCGAUGUCAAGGAAGAGGCUGACGUAAAGAAGGAAUGAUGAGAUGACCGGCUCGCGCUGCAUGAUUUGAUUGCAUUACAACUGCCAAUACCACAACUACACUGGCGUUUCACGGUUGCUCUUUUUCGCAGUUGGGACACAUCGCGUUGUGGCCCUGUUUUUGAAUAUGGCGUUUGUUCAGCAUGGCAUUGCCUGACAAAGGGCACCAUAGAUAUACAAAUCUUCCUCAACCACUAUAGAGGUC